AAAUUAAAACAUUAUUAAAUUUAACACUAAACCACAACAACAAAAACAAAAAUAAUAAAAAAAAUAUAUAAAUAAAUAACAAAAACAAACUAAACUAAACAACCAAUCAAAUUGCAGUAAUGAUGCGCGUGUAUUUUUUCGCAAAAUUAUAACUACCAAUGUAAAAACUACACACACAUACAAAUUAAAAGAAAAGAAAAAAAUUAAAAACAACAACUACAUCAACACUAAUAUUAUAAAAAAUAACGGUUAAUGUUAGAGUGAAUCCAAGAUAAAAAUUAACAGUGUUGUUAAGUGUUUUCUUUUACAUAAAAUCAACAAAAAAAAAUAACGAAAUCCUACAAUUAUUACCACAAAUUAAUGAUUAAUUACUAUACAAAAAUUUAAUUGAAAAUCAAAAAAUUUAACUGAAAAAAAAACAAACAAACAAAAUUUUAUAGCAAACCAAUCUCUACAUAUUUGACAGACAACAUUGCAAUUUAAUUAAUGUUUCUAUUUCUCUAAAUCUGCAAACAAAAAAAAACCACUCAAAAAACUACAAUUUAUAUUCAUUUAAAUUGCUUAUGCAGUACAGCUGUUAAUAAAGUGGUUACAAAACAAAAACUGGACCAAACAAAAGUCUCCUUAUCACAAUGUGUAACUGACAUGGCGGAAGGUUGCGAAGAAACCGAGAGCAAUAGUAGCAAUCGUAACGCCGACAACGCACCCACCAUGUUGGGCACCGUAUUGCCAUGCGAAGCUGCCAUAACCGCCUCAUUGGGUGUAUCCGGUGGCGGUGUUAUGAAACGUGAAUAUGUCGAGGCCACCAGUGUCUUGGGUGCCCAUCUAACAGCCAGUGUCAGUCUAGCUAGUCCCACCCACUCCAUGGCCUCACCCUCUGUCACCACCACCACCACAGGAUCAAAUCACCUACCAACCUCCACCACACAGAGACUAACGCCCACACCCAACAAAUCCCAAACCGGCUCCUUAGGUCCUCUAGUAUGCUCCACCACUUCACUGCUCUCCUCCUCGUCAUCGUCGUCUUCAUCCUCCUCGUCCUCGUCGAAUUCCUCAUCAUCGUCAUCGACUUCCUUGAAUACUUCGACAACGGCUUCAUCAUCCACUACAGCGGCCAUAGCAAAUAAUUCAAAUACAAAUAAAUCGCCUUCAUCGUCACCCUAUUCCAGUGCGGCCAUAGCCUCGUUAAGCGGCGUAUCGCCUCAUUCACCGGGCCCUGCUACACCGGGUCACAAUAGCAAUGGUAGCUGUGGUCUGGCGUCAUCGGCAAUUGUGACAACAACAACGACAGCAUCUGUGGCAGUGCCGGCAAUAACGCCUACAUCUACACCAGCACCUUUAGUAACGUCCAAUAAUUGUGUAUCACCCACUCAUGUGGAUGUGGCAUUGAAUAUUAAAACAGAAGCGGAUUAUGACAAAGAAAUACCACCUCAUAAAAUUCACUCACCUUUGGGUAAUAGCAUUACGGAUAUGCCUUUGCAUUAUGCCACCGAAGACAAAGAUCAUCUCAAAGAAUUGGAAUUUUAUAAAAAUUUAGCUAAGGCCGCCUCUUUGGCCUCACAAAAUAACAAUAAUAUUAAUAACAAUAACAACAACAUUAACAACAAUAGCAACAACAAUAAUAAUAAUCUUAUAAAUAAUGAAAAAUCAUCACCUUUACCUCAACAUCCCAACCAUCAUCAUCUGCAAAGUAACAACAGCAACCAGUUGCCCUCACCAGCUUCUUCGCCCCAGCCCAUGCAAAUCGAUACGGAUCUUCAUCAGCAUCAUACGCUAAACGAUGAGGAUGAUAAUCAUUCAUCGUCGCAUCAUCAUCAACAUAAAAGACUCGAAGAUGAUGAUGUUGUUCAUAUUUUGACUGAUAAUGAUGCUGAAAUGGUGGAUGCACCCACGGAUCAGGCUAAAGCUUCGGCCUUAGCUGUAGCAGCUGCGGCAGCACAAGCUCAUCUAAAUGGAACUAUGCAAGAAAUGUUAAAUUUACAAAAAUUACAAAACCUAUCGACAUUUCAACAAGAACAAAAUCUAGACAACAGUGCUGCAACGGCCGCAGCCUUGGCUAGUUUGCAGGGUUUGGCCGCCGGCAUAACAGCAAGUGCGGCCGCAGCAGCUCUUAACUCACCCCUGAAUCUAAGUGUAGCCAGCAAUGGUGGCCUGCCACAAAUGGCAACGGAUUUAUUAAAUUCCCACAAGGCAAUGACACAAUGUACCAGUGGCAGUGCGGGCAAUAGUAAUAGUGGUGACAAUCAAAAUAAUGCGGGAUCCUCGUCACCACACGGCAAUAGUUCAGGCCUGACGGCACAAGGAGGACAAUCAGUUUCGUCUACACAAAAUACUCUAGCCAAUGUUUUGAAUAAUGCUGCAGCAGCGGCAGCAGCUGCCCAAGGUACUGCGGCUACCGCCUCACCGCCACCUCAACUGCAGGCACCACCAGCCAGCAAUCAAAUGCCUCAGCUGAUAUUGGCCUCAGGGCAAUUGGUGCAAGGUGUACAAGGGGCCCAGUUACUAAUACCCACAGCUCAAGGCAUUGCUGUACAAACCAUACUCACCAUACCGGUUAGUCCACAAAUCAAUACCAACGAACAAUUUCUAUCGAACUUUGGAGCUUUUACUGGCUUUCCCCCACAACAGCCAACACAGCCUCAAAUGCUAAGCUCAGCUACGGCUCAUUUGCCUUCGCCAUUGGCAGCUCUUCACCAACCGCCCACCUUGCCUCAGCUUGCCCAAGCACCAACGAAUUUACUGAAACCAAAUCUCUUCUCUAAUGGAGUGCAACAGCUUUUAGCCGCUCUGCAUCCGGAAUUAUUCGCAGCGGCUGCGGUCAAUCAUCACCAUCAUCAUCAACAGCAGCAGCAACAACAACAGCAGCACCAACAGCAUCAACAACAGCAACAACAACACAACCAACAACAGCACGGCCAACAAAUGUCCGGUCAUCACCAUGAUAUGCACUUAAUGAAAAGAUCCCCGCCUUCUUCACCCACAAACAGUACAAAAGCAGCCGCUGCGGCUGCCGCUGCUGCAGCAGCAGCUUUUCACAUACAAUCUCAGUUGCACAUAAAACCAGAGACCCAACCACAUCUGCAUCCUCAUCAUCAUGCCGCUGCAGCAGCAGCUGCUCUACAUCAUCACACUCAGGCUCUUAGACAUGCUGAAGGUUUGGCCUCGCCCAAAUUGGAUUGCAAACCCAAUGUCCAUUUAACAACGGAAACUUCAUCCAAUUCACCACCUCCCUUGGGCAGACAUCAGUUUGGUUCCCACCAUCGUUUGGGUGGCUCCGCGUCAUCGCCGCGUCCUUCAUCCUGUGCUUCCAGUAGUAUGACCUUGAGAGAAAGAGAGUCACGCGAACAACAUUCUAUGAAAAUGAGUCCUUUACGCUGUGGCAGUGCCUCGGGUAGUGGCAUGAAUUUAAGUCAACUGGGUGGUGAAAGAGAAAAGGAGCGUGAAAGAGAAAGAGAACGUGAUCGUGACAUGGAGAGGGAGCGUGAAAGGGAGAGUCAUCGAGAUCGUGAUCGCGAUAGAGAACGUGAACGUAUACGAGCUGCUUCACCUGCCACCUUAAAUGCUCGCAGUGCGGCAGCUUCCCUGGCUAAAGAGGCUUCAAAUGCAGCAAACGCCGUCAACUCUAAUUCAUCCAUGACAUCCAAUUGCAACGAAAGAGGCUAUUCAUCACCUGUGGGUUCAAGCUCCGCCAGCCAAAUAUAUCGCACACAUUCGCCCCACCUGUCGCAUCAUUCCCUGAGCCAACAACCCACACAUACACACCAAAUUUUAGACUCACCAUCACCCAGAGAUUUCCUAGGCAAUGGUGUGGGUUUAAUGUCGGCCUCAUCAGCCUCCACCACAGCCACAUCAACAACAGCCAAUGUACUUAGUAAUAUGAAUAGACUCUCCUCUUCAAAUGGUGAAUUGACCAUAACAAAAUCCCAUGGUCCACCAACUGCCACCGCCACAAGAGCUUCUUCAGCCUCACCCACCUCACCAACGGGACCAACUACCAGUUCUCUUUCAAAUCCCGCCUCGUUGCAUCAUCACAAUCCCCAUCAUUCUAUGCAUUCCAUGAAACUAAGUCCCACAACUAGUGCCGUAUUGCAUCAGCAGCGCGAAAGGGAACGUGAAAGAGAACGCGAACGGGAAAGGGAGCGUAUGCAGGAUCAGCCACCACCACCGCCCAUGUCACCCAAUGGUACCGAGGGUUCAAUGGGAGCCCACGAUUUACUAAUGGAUUCACCGAAUGAACCCACUAUUAACCAGGCCACCACCAAUAUGGUUGAUGGCAUCGAUCUAGAUGAGAUUAAAGAAUUUGCCAAAGCUUUUAAAUUGCGUCGUUUAUCAUUGGGCUUGACCCAAACUCAAGUGGGUCAAGCUCUGUCGGUAACAGAGGGACCCGCCUAUAGUCAAAGUGCCAUAUGCAGUGCAUUAGCUGCUCAAAUGUAUGCUGCUCAACUAUCGACACAACAACAAAACAUGUUUGAAAAAUUAGACAUAACACCAAAGAGUGCUCAAAAAAUUAAACCCGUUUUAGAACGUUGGAUGAAAGAGGCCGAAGAGAGUCACUGGAAUCGUUUUAAGUCUGGCCAGAAUCAUUUAACCGAUUAUAUUGGUGUGGAGCCAUCGAAAAAGCGCAAACGACGCACUUCGUUUACACCGCAAGCUUUAGAGCUUUUGAAUGCUCAUUUUGAGCGUAAUACCCAUCCAUCGGGCACCGAGAUUACAGGUCUUGCCCAUCAAUUGGGUUACGAGCGGGAAGUCAUACGUAUUUGGUUUUGUAAUAAACGACAAGCUUUAAAGAACACGGUGCGCAUGAUGUCGAAAGGAAUGGUUUAAAAUUCAAUGAAUUACAACUGGUAACAGUAAAGGAGAGCAAGCAAGCAAACAAAUAAUAACAAAAGAAGCUUUAAGCUAACUUAAAGGAAAAGCUAUACAAAACAUUACAGUGUUAAUAUAAGAGUAACAAAUCAAGCUU
Molecule: messenger RNA, 4963 nt
Organism: Calliphora vicina (urban bluebottle blowfly)
Lineage: Eukaryota; Metazoa; Arthropoda; Insecta; Diptera; Calliphoridae
Gene: pdm3
Product: pou domain motif 3
Exons: 12
Coding region: 646-4824 (1392 amino acids)
Biological process (GO): regulation of transcription by RNA polymerase II
Molecular function (GO): RNA polymerase II cis-regulatory region sequence-specific DNA binding; DNA-binding transcription factor activity, RNA polymerase II-specific
Source: RefSeq, a predicted model, not a curated record